Penaeus monodon (black tiger shrimp) is the source of this 5746-nucleotide messenger RNA. It is a transcript of the gene slgA, whose product is annotated as proline dehydrogenase 1, mitochondrial-like. The record is from RefSeq and is a predicted model, not a curated record. Gene Ontology annotation, molecular function: proline dehydrogenase activity; FAD binding. Bases 28 to 1989 code for a protein of 653 amino acids. NCBI's taxonomy places the organism in Eukaryota, Metazoa, Arthropoda, Malacostraca, Decapoda, Penaeidae. Gene Ontology annotation, cellular component: mitochondrion. The transcript is spliced from 10 exons.
GAGCACGAACGAUGCGUCAGUUAAGUAAUGGCUCCCGUGUUGAUCGCGUCGCUGCCUCGUUCUCUCGCAACCUGUGUUAGAUAUGGUCAGGGGAAAAGUAAAAUAUGCUGGAGUCUGAGCAGCAGGCCCGUCGGUGCCCUGGGCAUCCGUUACAAGUCAACGCCGGCAGCGGCCUCGUUGGUGAACGAGAACGCUGCCGUGGACACUGCCUCCCAAGAUGACAAAGAUAAGGACCCCCUCGACCUGACCUUCUGUGAUUACCGAAACGCCUUUAAGAGCAAGACGAAUUCCGAAUUGUUGCGAGCGAUGUUGGUCUUCCACUUGUGCAGCAUACAGCCCCUGGUCGAUAACAAUGCGAAGCUGAUGAAACUGGGCCAGAAGGUGCUGGGGAAGCGCCUGUUCGCCGCCCUCAUGAAGGCCACCUUCUACGGCCACUUCGUCGCCGGCGAGGACCAGAUCAAGAUCCAACCGACGCUGGAGAGGCUCAGGUCCUUCGGCGUCAAGAGCAUUCUCGAUUACUCGGUGGAGGAAGACAUCAGCUCCGAAGACGCGGAGGAGCGAGAGAUGGAGUCCUGCCGCUCGACGCGCUGGAGGAAGCGGCCGCCACGGAAGAUCCGCUCGCCCAGAUGGGGUUGCGAGUCCAAGGCGGAGGGUUCGAACGCCAUGGAGCGCUACACGCCGCAGAGGAAGUUCGCCGAUCGCCGCCAGCAGGUGUCAGGAGCCAGGACCUACUUCUACGUGAACGAGGCCCAGUGCGAGAAGAACAUGGAGACGUUCAUUAACUGCAUUGACGCCGUGUCAGACGCGACUCAUGGCACGGGCUUCGCUGCCAUUAAGAUGACUGCCCUUGGUCGACCGCAGCUCCUGAUGCAACUCUCCGAGGUGAUCGCCCGCACGCGACAGUACUUCCAGCAAGUGACGGGCAAGACCGGCCCAAUCAUCCAUUCCGAUGUCAACACGGACGUCUUCGAGAAACGAUUCCGCGAGGAGAACAUCCUGACGGACAACCAAGCCGUGAAGAAGUGGCUGGAUAACAUGACCUACGACAAGAAGGGCUUGAUCCACCUCUUCUCGUGGUCGGGCCUCAUCGACACCAACAUUCUCCUGGGCGACCUGUUCCGAGUGCCGAACCUCAACUCGGGGCAGAUGGAGCCCCUCAUCUCGGCUCUCACGAGGGAGGAGGAGGAGAUGUUUAAGAACAUGAUGCGCAGACUGCACACCAUUUUCCAGUAUGCCCGUGAGCGCGACGUCCGAGUGAUGGUGGAUGCCGAGCAGACCUAUUUCCAGCCAGCCAUUUCCCGUCUUACUUUAGAAAUGAUGAAAAAGUACAAUCAGGAGAAAGCCAUUGUAUUCAACACUUACCAAUGCUAUCUUAAGGAAACCUUCAAUAAUCUCUCCCUCGAUCUUGAGCAAGCUUAUCGUCAAAACUUUUACUUUGGAGCCAAGCUUGUGCGUGGCGCCUACAUGGAGCAGGAACGUGCCCGCGCUGAGGAGCUUGGCUAUGAAGACCCCAUCAACCCUUCCUUCGACGCAACCACCAACAUGUACCACCAAUGUCUUGAAGAGAGCCUGAGACGCAUCAAAAUGAACAAGAAUGUUGGGGACUCUCACAAAAUUGCUAUCAUGGUGGCAUCUCACAAUGAAGACACAGUGCGCUAUACUGUAAACAAAAUGGCUGAGUUUGGCAUUCAUCCUCUUGAUCGCGUCAUCUGCUUUGGGCAGCUCCUCGGCAUGUGCGAUCAUAUCUCCUUGCCUCUUGGUCAGGCUGGAUAUUCUGUGUAUAAAUAUGUUCCAUAUGGUCCUGUGAACGAAGUACUUCCAUAUUUGUCACGUCGAGCAACAGAAAACAGUUCUAUACUGGUAAAGCUCCAGAAAGAAAAGUCACUUUUGCUUCAAGAAAUGUGGAGACGCAUUAAAAAGGGACACUUUGUUUAUCAUCCAAAGGGUAACUAUAUACCAGUUGGUGCUCAUGCACAAGCAUACAAGUGAAGUUGAGAUGGGGGAUGAAAUACAGAGAUACAAAUUCACACAAAAAUAAUUAGAUUGUGCAGAUAAUUAGUGAUGGGAUACUUUGAUUUUUGAGUAAAGGAUAAGUGAAUGAUUACCUAUAAAAAGUAGAGGAAAUUUGGUUCCAGGAAACAGUUGUAGGAAAUUCACAUUGGUAAUCUCUAGUUACUGUACAGGAGUUCAGGUAGAGGAUCAUGGUUAUUUUUUUUUCUGAAUGGGACUGCAUUCUUUUCUUUGGAAUAUAACCUUCCAUUUGCCAGAUAACAUUCCUCCUUGAUGUGUCACUGUGCAACAGAGAGUGCUGGAAGUAUGUAAGCUAUGAUGAAAUUUUUUGCUAUUGUGUUGGUGUCCAGAUCUUUGGUUUAGCAUAUGAAUUUUAUUACUAGUUGUGCCAGUCUCAACUGUAAAUGAAUAAUGAGAGCUAUGGCUUCAGAUUUGCCACUAAGCAUAAACCUGGUACUUAAAGCCUAUAUCAUGUACAGUAUCUCUAUGUAUAACCUACUUUAUAGUAUGAGCAAAGACCUAAUAGGGUGUAUUGAUAUAUAUGGCGUAUUGGGUUAUAAUUAUUGUGUGUGAUCCUUGGCUUGGUGGCUAAAGGUUCAAACCAUACUGCUGGGUAUGGGUCCAGGUUGUUGUGAAUACAGUAUUUAUACCCGUACUACAUAUUAGGUUUUAUUGUUCCUCUUACUAUGAAUGCUAGGGGAUUCAUUUUUCAUGAGCACAGUACUUAUAUUGAACUGUCAGUCGGAAGUUUUCACUUUCGGUCUUUUUUUCCCCUUUCUAAAAGUGAUGAGAGAGUUCAUUUUCUUUUUAUUUUUACUUUUAUACAUACCAUAUAAAUGUGGACUAUUUCAUUUGUAUUUUCAAAAGGUUGACAUAACAAGUUUAUGAAUUAAUCCUAAAUGCAUUGGCUAAAUUUAUUUACCAUUUGAUUUUUCCCUUUCGAUGUCCUUCUUGCAUGUAAGGAGAGAACGGGGUUUAGAAACUCAUUUGAUUUCAAGCAUUAAUUCCAUAUGAAACAAGGCUGUCUGUAAGAUAAUUCACUCCUUGUCUAUUUCUUUCGUCAGUUACAGGGACAAAACUUGGUUUGAAUAAUAGAUAAAAUCUUAGUAGAAUCAGAUUGUGGAAGAAUUUAUGAUCUUUUGAUUUUUAAAACUGCAAUUUGUAUGCAAAUGUGAGGUAUCCACACCGAAUGCAUUAAAAUCAGUCGGCAAAAAUUUCCAAAAGAAAUAUUCAAACGUUAUCAGAUUUGGUUGUUCACGCUAAUAUUAAAUACAAGGAAAGCAAGAACAUCGAGGAGAAAACUACAAUGGCUGCUUGGUAUUUUUAUAGAAAAUGACUGCUGCUAACAUCACAAAUGAUCCUUAGAGUCAAUCAAAUGCUAACCUGAAUAUUAUAUAUAUAAACUUGUGUCCUUGAGCAUAUUGAAUGUAUCUCAAUGAAUUCUAUGGCCUUUAAUCACAACUGGCUUCCAGAGUUAUGUAUUAUUUUGAUAGAUAAUACCCUUGUAUAUAAAAAAAAACAAUGUUGAUUUGUUGUGAUGAAUAGAGUCCAUUACUUGCUAUGGAGGUUUAUUACUUCGUUAGAUGGAAUUGUAAUGAACUUCAAUGCUAGUUAAUGCGGUUCUUGAUAUUCAAUGGUUACUGUGCCAGCUUAUGAUAACUGGCUUCAAGUAUAACUAGGUAUAAAUAGUUCUCUUGAAGGGUAAAUGUUGUGUGGAAGUGUACAGUAUAUGCUGAAGUGAAGAAAGUGGAGAGCCAUUUUCAUUUCAGCGCGGCCGUCUUUGUCGAAUUGCAUCUUGGUUCAUUUUUUGGGGAAAUUAUUGUAGUUUUCAUCUUAGUGGUUUACCGAAUGGGAUCAAGCACCAUCAAAAUUUUUAUAACGUUUACUCAAAUUUCUAGUUAUCUGAGCACGUUUUUUCUUUAAAUAUAUAUAUAUAUAUACACACUUCCUGAAAAAGUUUAAAUGGGAGACCAACAUAGUAUUAUUAGUGGCUUCAUAUUCAUAUUGUACAUUAAUAAGAACAUGAUAAGCAACAAAUAGAUGAAAUUAAUAUUAUGCAAAACCAACAGUGAAAAGUAUAUUUUCAAUUCAGGUACAAAAAAACAAACAAACAAAAACGAAAUAGAUUGUAGUAUCUUUGGUAAUGAAGGUAUUUUAAAACUACCACUCUCUGCAUUUUCGAUCAGCAGUUACUGUUUGAAGUUGUCUAGAAUUUUAAGAUUAAUUAUCUAUAUGAGCAUGUCAAGUUUGGAGCAUGUUGGCAUUGCUAGAUAGUGCUUGCAGUGAUAAAUUUAUCAUUUGCAAAGCUUCCUCUUAUUACUGUGUAUAAACAUGUAUGUCCAUGAGAAAAAGAAUAAUAAAGAUAUACAAUAAAAUGUGUAGACUAUACACUACACAUUGCUGCAUUAGUUGACUUCUAUCUAGAAUAAUUUCGCAUUGUGCUUAGUCAGUAAAUAUGUGGCUAUAAAAGAAGAAUGAAUUAUGUUUAUCAAUACAAUUACAAGUGAAAGUAUGGUAACUUAUUCAUUACACUUGAUCUGCAGUUUGCUUGUAUGUAAAGCUAUUACCUGUACCACUUACAGCACAAGUUACACCUGUUGUUCAGGAUACAGUUUAGAUUAUAUAGAGACAGAAUAUAUUAUUUGAUAUAAAAUUUCUGUGUUAUUAUACCAGGUCUGGAUGAGUUUCGGUGGACUGUGGCACAGAUAAUAGACGCUUUAGGUGCCUUUGUUGAUAAUAGUGCAUAAAUGUUGUAAGUAAAUGAGAUGUAUAUAGUAAUGUGUUUGAAAAAGCAAAUUUAUCCUAAAUAAUGGUUCUGUGAGAAAGUAAGAAAAAAUCACAAUGUACUAGUGUUGUAAAAGAAUUUGAAAGUAAGUAUCAUGCCCAAACUGUACCUUUUCCAGUGUGUAUUUGAAAUGUAUGGUAAAUUUUGUGGAAAGAAGUGUAUCAGACAACAAUCUUGUUCCAAAAAGAGAUUAUGUAAAUUGUGAAUCCAGUCCAGUCAGUUUGUUGGCUGUUAGAGGUGCAGUUGAUAACAGACAGACACGGCCCAAGCUGCCGUGAAAUUUAUGUCGAGUGAUUAUAAAGUAGAAGAAAUAAGGAGUUCGGAGCAUUGUUUUGACACCAGCAGCCCAGUGUCAGAGAUGGAUUAAGAGUUAAGACUAAUUUGAGAAUAUGAAGGAAUAUUUUCCCCUUUGAGAGUAGAUCUUGAGAGGACAUUGAAAAGGCAGCUAAAUUUGGUAUUUGUCACCUUUUUGUUGAUAUAAAUUAAUUUAUUUGUCAAGACUCUCGUGUUAAUUUUCAAGUUCUUAUGGGAUGUAUUUGAUGUGAUUGCAAUUUUCAUUAUGGCUUUGUUAUUGAUAAUAAUAAUAAUGCAAACUUCUCAGCAGUAUGGCUAUCGCUUGUGAUAAUGAUUAACACUUUACUACAAGGAGCAAUAACAGUAAUGAAUAAAAAAAAAUAUAUAGUUACCUUAUAUAUUAUAAUUUUUCUUGGUAUCAUAAAAAAAUAAUUUGUUUUCAUUUGUGCAAAUAUUUGUGUAUAUGUUAGACUCAUUGCCAAAGAUUCUGUAACUGCUUCAUGUCUUUUCUUUGUCAAAGAUCAUGAAGAAUAUAUUCCGUAUUUAUUCAUAUGAAUUUGAUAUUAUAUUUGUGGCUAUGUAGCAAGGGAGAUUUGCUGGUGUCUAACUGUUCUUUCUGUAUAUAAUAUAUGUUACGUCAAUAAAAUUCGAAGCGGU